CCAAAUAAACUCCUUGGUCCUUUCUCUCAAAGUCUCAACAUCCUUUCAGCCAUUAUUGGUUAAAGCCCAAAAGAAUGGGAACUUUGAUCCAUAAUUAUCGUUUAAGCCCCUCCAACUUUGUCACUCCAACGAUAAAUUGCUACCCAUCAGAUUUUCGUCUUAAGCAGGCUCUACUUGUCCAACAAGUAAGCUAUUGGAAUCGUUGCAAAAGCAGAGAAGCGAAGAUGUCCGCGGCCGUCGCUGCUACCGGCGACGCCAAUUCCACCCACACUGAGCAAAACCCAGGAAUCCGUCAGGAGAAAAUAGUUUUACGAAACAACCAUGGGGAGAAACUAGUGGGUAUAUUGCAUGAAACUGGAUCCAGGGAGAUUGUGAUAUUGUGCCAUGGAUUUCAAUCAACAAAGGAAACCAAUACCAUGAUGAACCUUGCUUCUGCCCUGGAGAAAGAAGGGAUCACUGCAUUUCGUUUUGAUUUUGCUGGAAACGGGGAAAGUGAAGGAACAUUUCAAUAUGGCAACUAUUGUAGAGAGGCUGAUGACUUACAUUCAGUAAUCCAACACUUUUCUGAAGCUAAUCGUGUCACAAGUGCAAUCCUUGGACACAGUAAAGGUGGGAAUGUGGUGCUCUUAUACGCUGCCAAGUAUCAUGACAUACACUGUGUCAUCAACGUAUCAGGGCGUUAUAAAACAGAAGGGGGUGUGGAAGAGCGAUUGGGAAAAGGGUAUUUGGAAAAAGUAAAAAAAGAUGGUUUUAUCGAUGUUAAAGCCAAAACCGGGGAGGUCUUGUAUCGUGUGACUGAAGAAAGUUUGAUGGAUCGUUUGAAUACAAAUAUGCAUGAAGCAUGUUUGCAGAUUGAUAAAGAUUGCAGGGUGUUGACAAUUCAUGGAUCCAAUGAUUCAAUUGUGAGAGUUGAAGAGGCAUUAGAGUUUGCAAAGAUUAUACCAAAUCACAAGUUGCAUAUCAUUAAAGGAGCCAAUCAUGGAUUCUCAAUGCAUCAAAAUGAAUUAGUUUCAGUUGUUUUGUCUUUCAUAAGAGAAUGUUCGAGAUAAUGCAAAGUAAAGGUAGGUAGGUGAAUUAGGCUCCAUUUUUGGGAUUUCACAUUGUUUUUUAAAUGCUAUGUUUUGUUUGUUAGACUCGACAAAGAUUGGGCAUACAAUGUUCUUUUGGUUAUUUUGAGGAUGAGGAUGAGAAGGGUAUUCAUGUCUUUUGCAUGUAUGAAAACCGAGAACAAAUUAUAUUGAUGAUGAGGUGUUUGAAUA
Lactuca sativa (garden lettuce) is the source of this 1259-nucleotide messenger RNA. RefSeq lists its product as uncharacterized. Lineage: Eukaryota; Viridiplantae; Streptophyta; Magnoliopsida; Asterales; Asteraceae. The record is from RefSeq and is a predicted model, not a curated record.